This is a messenger RNA of Linum trigynum, 2913 nucleotides long. The record is from the annotation of a GenBank genome assembly. Lineage: Eukaryota; Viridiplantae; Streptophyta; Magnoliopsida; Malpighiales; Linaceae.
CCGAUCGAUUGAUAAUCCGAUUUUCGUCGAAAUACUAUCAAAACGCUCAAUUUUAAAUCGCGAACUUUCUAGCGAUCGAAAAUAUGGGUUUUUUCGGAAGGGGAUGUUACACUCUCUAUGGAGUAACUUUCCUAUUCACCUCGGUAUGAAGAACCCUAGAUUUGUGUGUUAGGUCUGAUUGUAUGAACCCAAGUACAGAUUCAGUGAUAUGAUUAUAUUCAAUUGAGGUUUGAUUUGUUGAAUGGCAUGAAUCCUGAUCAAAUUCUUGUUGGUUCUGCUUUAACCUAGAAAGAGAAUAUCUGCCUAGGUUGAUAGAGCACCCUUGAUUGAAGGUAGUGAAUUGACGACUUUAGUUGAGAAGUCAAUUCACUAUUUUGUACCGAAUUUACUUCGGUAGUGGAGGUUUGGUUCGUUAGGGCCUCAAUUUGUUUACUCCGGUGGAGGUUAGUCGCCCGCUGGGGACUCAGAUUGAGAGGGUCUGGAGACCUUUAGUCGAGACUGCAGACUGUUUAAGAACCUCCCGCGGUAUAACUAUCAUUGAAAUUGAACUUGGUAAAUUACAAUCCAACUUAACUGCAUUCUAGGGGGAACCAUAUCCAGGUGACCUCUCUCGACUUGAAAACAACCUUUUUACUGCUUUGCUCGUUUGCUUGUUUGGAUCUUCACUAAAGUUUCACUGCUAAAUAAUAAGAACUCAAGUAGUAGUCAUCACACUUAGGACCCGGGUUGACAUUAAAACCCAAACCCGCUAUACUACGCUUUAGGAGGUGGUUACACUUGGCCAUUUUCUAGAGUGACGGUAGGAGCGAGUCAGUAUUCAGUAUAUCCAAAAUACCGGUACCAAACUUCCAGCCCUAAAGACGGUGGUAAUUACCACAACUACCAUUACAGAGUUGAUGAAAGUGCAUUUCAUGAUAUGGAUCAGAUGGAAGAUGCCCUUCCAAUUCCAGAUAGUGACCUUUAGGAUGAAGAUGAUGAUGGAAUGUCAAUGCAGAAAGUACCGAUCAUCUUGAAGGUGCUGAUGAUUCUGACCUAGAUUGAGACGCAGAUGGUGCCGAUGUGUCUCGUGACCAUGUACCUAUCCCGUACUACAAUCACAUUCCAAAUGAAGAUUGGUAUGUUGAUGCGGACAUGGAGCCUCUAGAGGUGCCAGUAUGGGGUCCGCUAACUGGGUUUACGAAGGGCCAACAAUUUGGAACGAAGAAUGAGGUGUGGCACGCUAUUGCCACUGAAGCACUGUCUCUGAGUUUCAAAUGGCACACAACCCAUUCCGACAAGAAGAGGCUCAUGGUUAGAUGCCAAAAUCAUCACGAAGGAUGCAAGGCUAGGAUCCGGGCCAUCAAGAGCAAGAGAGUCGGACAUUGAGCACGUACCGCUUGAUAGUCAUCAUAAUAAAUACCCUCUUAUUCGGGGGAAAAUCCGCCAUUUUUUUCAGGAACCGGACAGGGAUUCGACAGGUUUUGAAGGAAAACCAAAGAAAAGUUUUCUGAUGGCAGUUCGAACUUAGCCGCAACCAACAGACCACUAUUCCUAAGUUUUUUUUGGGGGGGGGGGAGAGGGGGAUAGGUAGAUUGACAAACUUAGAGAGAGAGGAUUGGUUUUGGUGUGAUAAAAUGAAAGAAGGGGGUAUUUAUAGGGUCUGAACCGCCUGGGGGGUGCGGUUUGGUAAUUUUCCCCCCAAGGAAACUGCUCCCCGCCCACGGUUUCCCUUACCGCUGCAUAAACCGCGCCAUCAGGCAACGGUUUCUGCGACCAGACGCGGAUCGCUCCGUUGGCGCGUGGUUGGCCGUUGAAUCGCGUUUCCAUCCAACGGUUACAUGGACCACCACGUGGAGGAGCGGUUUUCAGGCUACCCUAGCGGGAGCUGCUCCUUCCCCGCGCGGUUUGAAGGAGAACAGCCCAUUAGGGGUGCGGUUUUCGAUUGAUGGUGGCAUUUUUGUAAAUUUUUUGGGUUGGGUGGUAGUUUUGUAAUUUUUUAAACAAUGGUACUUUUGGAUUUUUCCAUUAGUCUCCCCUAGCAGCUUCUUGUAAAAAGAAAUUGUCAACUCUCACAUUUGCUUCGCAUUCGUAAUUUCCUUACCCUCAUCAGUAAGUAGAUGAUCAAUAGUUUGUCUCUUGUUUCGAAUCUUAGCAUUAUUGUGGAACAAAGAGGUGUUGCCAUCCCCCUCUGAAAAAUCCACUGAAUAUGAGACUUCUAUAUGUAGAAACUCUCCUCUGUAGAUUGAGCUUCAGAGCAAAUCGUAACCAUAACAGUUCUUUUUGAAUGUUCUCUGGAGUAGGCAAAUUAAGAACCUCCAUUUGCGCUUCAGCCAUAAGCAAUUCAUCCUCCCUAGCACGUACCGAGAUAUCUGAAUAGUGCUCUCUGUUGAGUUCCUUCAACCCCUUCUUCAGCAUCUGGAACUUCGAAAGUAAACUACUAAAAGCAUCCAAACCAACAGGAGUAGAGUCAAUCCAAGCAGAAGAUAGGAUAGAGUUAGUAUAAUGGAUGUGAUCUAAAAAACUUGAUAUAUUUAAUGGGCUUAAUGAGACUCCUUAGCCCUACUGAGGUGUUGAGAAACAAGUCACAAUGAACAGAAACCCCAGGGCUAAGCUUUUCAAUUGAGCUGUGGGGAUAAGCAUCUAAAAUUUAUUUUUAGAUGACAGCUAUCAUUGAAAAUUACGUUUUCGUACCUAAAAUUUUUUAUUAUGACAUUUUUGUAGAGAUUUUUCCAAAAAUAGCACAGUUUAAUUUGUUUUCCAAAAAUAGCAUCAAACCCCAAAAAAUUCCAAAAAUAGCACUGUUUCACGAAAACCGCAUGGGUAGGGGGCAGUUUCGCUGACCGCAUGGGGCCGGGGCGGUUGGGUUGCAAACCGCACCCCCACCCGGUGGUUUAUAAUAUAUAUAUUUUAUUCGAAUAAAUGUUAUAAGUGGUC